Molecule: messenger RNA, 5739 nt
Organism: Fusarium poae
Lineage: Eukaryota; Fungi; Ascomycota; Sordariomycetes; Hypocreales; Nectriaceae
Exons: 5
Coding region: 1-5739 (1912 amino acids)
Biological process (GO): phosphatidylinositol-mediated signaling; phosphatidylinositol phosphate biosynthetic process
Cellular component (GO): cytoplasm; plasma membrane
Molecular function (GO): 1-phosphatidylinositol 4-kinase activity
Source: RefSeq, a predicted model, not a curated record
AUGACGGGCGACAUCCGCUCGAAAGCGCUCCAAAAGAUAGCCUCGCUAUCUGCGAAUAGCUCCACGACAUCGUUUGACCGAUCCGAUCUCGACCGACUGUGUCGAGUACCUAUGUCCAUCCGCGAAUUCGAGGUCCUAAUCGCAUUGUGUAAAACGGCACCCAAGAUCAAGUCGAGCCAGAGUGCGCAAAGGCUCUCUUACCAGUUGUUUCCAUACAUCCUCGAAGCCCACGUACAACUGUUCGUCCCAUCGCCCUUCUUUCGAAAGAUCGAUCCAUCUCCUACCGAAGCCUUGGCCUUUCAUGUGACAGGGGCCCUCCUGGCUCUUGGUAUCAACUACGACGAGCUUCAAGAGACUGUCACCGAUAAAAUCUGGUCUUUUGUGAAUUCUUGUAGACGAGCCACUGAGAGUAUAAUCUCUCCCCACGCAGGAGACCCCGAAAAUCCCCACCUAGAGGACGCCAUUCGAACUGUAACAAUCGCCGUGGCCUUGCUUGGUUUUCUCGAUGCGGCUGCUGCCCAAGCUGACUUUUGGAGAUCUGGCGGACGGCUGGCAUUGAUCAAGAAGAUUAGAGAGAUCCUUUCCGAGCCAUUCCUAGUCGCAGUGGAGACGGCGCUAUCAACAAUUCGCAACUGUCACAGCCAGGACCGCGAGGUCAAGGAAUGGAAGAGAUACUUGCGACACUAUGCCUCAUCAGGCCGGCCUUUGGGAGCUAUGCUCUUGCACAAGAGCUUUGCCCAUUUUGUCGUGUCUAGUACUUCUCUAAUGGUGAAGGACCCUGCUUCUUUGCGACAGUCUCAUGUGCUUGACAUAUAUAUUUCCCAGGGCGAGAGCCUGCGUGACAUUGCUUCAAUCACUCUGGAGGCCGACUUCAAGACUGUUGAGGACUAUGCGGCGUUGGCUGUUGAGGAAAUUCAAUACAUCGACGGCGGUGCGGAUUUCAUUCGCAUGGGAUCGCCUGAUCAGCAGAGUCUUGCCUAUGCUGUCAAGGCUGCAGCCCUCAUCUCUUACUUGAACUGUGCCCUUCUCAACGAAGACGCUGCUGAUCCAGAGAUCCUCAUGAGCUGGCUACAGGAAACCUUGGAUGACUCUGUGCAGAUGGCUGACCUAACUCUUGCCUCUGUCACGCUUCGAUGCCUGGCUUUGAUCUGCCAGAUUUCGCCGUCAUUCUCGUCCAAUGUCAGUCGUAUCUUGCCCAGAUUUAUUGUGCAGGAUGCACCUCAGAAGAGUAUCGUUACAAUAGCUUCCAACAGCCUUGCGUAUGCUCUCAAAAUGCUCUCCAAAGACGCAGUUAUUGGCACACUCUACACUCUGGGCAACGUUCUUAGCCCUGGAUCAGACCAGGGAUUUGCGAACGAUCAGAUCGACGGUACAGCAAGUGAAACAGGGCUCAAUCCUAUUUACGCCAGGCGCCAGUCUAUUGGAAGUUCCAUCUCCGUUCAGUUGUAUGGCGAGGAAGAAACCGCAAUUGUCUCUGGCAAUGUUGUUCAAACUAUCUGUGGAAUUGCUGCCGCUUUCAAGGACGAGAAGAUCACUGCUUUGGCUCAGUCGAUGCUGCAACAAAAGCUUGAGAAAGUCAACACAGGCGUAGACGCUCGGAUUAUCAGUGGUGCAGCUGCUCUAGCCCUAGAAGGCGGCCAGCUUGAGUUCCGAUCGUUGCUCAAGUUAUUCAGCAAAUUGUGCCACACUGGAGUUGUCGAUAACCAGUUAUUCCUACUUGAAGCCGUGAAAAAUGCUCGCACUUUCAUAUCGGCCAAUCUGCGACGCGAUUCGCAGCUGUUCGAUAUAUACUUCGAGUACUUGCUUGACGACAUCAUUGGACUUGGUGAUGUUCACUCUUCUGGCCAUACUAAGGAAUCUGAUGUGCAAAUGGCUGCCAAGGAAAUUGCUGAGCUUUUGCACCCCCUGGCAAUUUUCAUGUCUAGCAACGAUUUUGCUUCCAACCCCAUUACUGACGACGAAACCUAUUCCCUCCUCAGAGAUGCUUGGUUCAACAUCGUUGUGCAUGGAUUCGCUACCAACACAGACCGUGGAAAGCAAUACUUGAGGGAGUUGCGUAUGAUUGCAAUCCAUUCACCACCUCUGGUGGCCGAGCAGCGAGGCGAACAGGUCGAGAGUGAUAUUGAACUCAACACCGUUCUUCGACGAGGUAUGAGCAAUGAUAGGGAGUCUUUGCAGAAGAAACUACUCAGCGAACUCGUACCUUCUAAGGCCAACGAAAUCAGGAGCCUCAGCUACCGUAAGGUAAUCUUUCUACAAGCUGCUUACCUCAUGGAAAUCCUCCGAGCCGAUUCGGGUGACUGCACCAAAGUCUUGUCUUAUUUCUUGGAACCGAGCAUGGCCAAGGGUGAUGUUAGCAGCGCCAUGGAGGGCGUUGCUGCUGCUGUCAUGGAUAAAUAUGUCCAGAAGACUCAAAGUGGCAUGGAUCCUACCUUUUCUGCCCAAUAUGCCGCUGAACAGCUUGCUUCCAUUUUCUGCAGUUGUUGUCAUCGUAUCGAGCGAGUUCAGCAGGCAGCUUUUGUCUGUGCGGACCGUAUUCUUCGUGAUAUACCCUCGGCCCUUUGUCACAGGUCAUCACUUUUUGCCUUGAUAGAGUUGCUCUCUCUCAUGUGGUCAAGCUGUCUGGAAGCAGAGACAGAUGUUUACGCUCCCCGAUCAACGUUUACAUCAGAACUUGGUGGCGUCACUGUAGAGCUUUCAGACGACUACGACUUCCGAAGAUGGACGGUAGACAUUCUCAAUCGCAAGGCAAGGGUAUGGGUCAAUGCCGCUAUCAACAUUUCUCCUCUCGAUGUCAAGGGAAUUUUGCAGACUUAUCUCUCUGAAUUCAGCGACGAGGGGGCAUAUGGUCAUGUUUCUCUAGGAAGGUCGUUCGCCCUCGAACUCGGAUCAACUAUUCCUUCAACGGACAAUCGCCUGCAAUCUAUGGAUAAAAUCGGCAAUUCGGGCGUCAACACAGCGUCUGCCUUUGUCGCGCAGUAUACAACUCGCCAAGAGUAUCGGUAUGGCGAGACACUUCCAGACCGCGGCACAGAACUUAUGAGCUUCAUGAAUCAUAACCGCCGCAUGUCAUUUGCGCAGUCAUCCGUGAAAGAGAGUGCCAGUGCCACUACUGCAUUGGCUCACAUUGAGGCCAGAAUUCUUAGCAAGAAAAGCACAUCUACUACUGAGGUUCGCGACAUACUCCGCAGAGCAGCAGCUCUUCUUUGCCGUACAGACAAGGAUGAAGCCGCCGUGGCUCAUCAUCUCGUGAGCAUUCCGUUUGCUCUCUUCACCAAGCAGUCUAUUAAUCUUGGUGUUUCUCUGUGGCUUGGUGUGAUCAACGAGAACCCGAGACAGGAGUCAAGGCUACUAAAUGAAAUUGUCCAGCAAUGGGAGUUCACCCUUGGUCGAAAGGUUGGCCUUUUCAGCCCAACUUUGCACCACGUCGACCCGUUCUUCUUGAAGGAGGAGUUUGCUCCUAGCGAGCUGGAAGCACUAGCUAAGAAGAAGCAGAUUGUGCAUGACAUUCUUUCCCCCCAUACUCGACUGCUACAGUUCUUUGCCAGCCACUACAACGCUACCAGACUUGGCAGCCCUGAUAUCCAGAGAGUGUUCCUCCGCAUGCUGGACCUUACGCUCGAGGCGAUGAAGCAAUCUGCUACCCAUCCCAUGGCCAGAGAAAUUCGGCUCCAGCUCGUUCUGUUUGGUCUGCGUGUCUUAAAAUCCAGCACCACUCUUAAGCCUGCGGCACAAUGGAGACUCAAGGAAAGGAUUCUCACAGCUGGUUUGUCUUGGUUCAGAUCGGCGCCCAAGUGGUCUUUCGGAGGCAACCUCCUACAGAUGAAAACAGAGAUUCGUCUUAUUUCCGACGUGCUCGCAGCUUUGCAGCUCGUCUCAUUUAUUGGUGCUCAGACUGUUGGCAAUGUCAAGUCUCUGCAGUCGAAGGAGCAGCUCCUCGACCUUAUGCUUAGAAACGAACAAACUCGUUUAAUUGUCUGGGUCAACCCGCUCAACAACCCUAGUAACCAAGCUUUGACUCAACCGGCAGGCAAGGCACCAACUGAAGCCGCUCUCUUACCACUUAUACGCACUGCUUGGUGGCAGGACCCUGCCAUUGCUAUCGAGUUGGCGACCCGAUUCCCCUUCCCUCGCCUACAACGCGAUAUCAGAUUCUUGCUCCUUACCAUGCCCGAAAAAGCUGUCUUUGAGCCUGAGGCGUUGAAUCUGAUAUUUGGCGGAUUUCUUCCUGAUGACGUUGGUCCCCAGCAACUCAAGUAUUUGUUGUACUGGGAGCCUGUGAACCCCGUAACAGCCGUCACCAUGUUCCUGCCAGCCUAUCAGUACCACCCCUUCAUCAUCCAAUACGCUAUGCGUGCGCUCGAGAGCCAUUCUGUGGAUGUGACCUUCUUCUACGUUCCCCAGAUUGUUCAGUCUCUUCGUUACGACAGCCUUGGAUACGUGAAGCGAUACAUUUUGGAAACGGCCCAGUUCUCUCAGCUGUUUGCUCAUCAGAUUAUUUGGAACAUGAAGGCCAACUCGUACAAGGACGAUGAUGCUCAGAUUCCUGACGAAAUCAAGCCAACCCUUGAUACAGUCAUGACACAGAUGGUUGAUGGUUUUGCGCCCGAAGACCGUGAUUUUUACGAGAGAGAGUUUGCCUUCUUUGACGAAGUCACAGAUAUUUCUGGCAAGCUCAAGCCCUUCAUCAAGAAGAGCAAGCCGGAGAAGAAGCAAAAGAUUGAAGAGGAGCUGCGCAAGAUCAAGGUCGAGGUCGGCGUCUAUCUUCCUAGUAACCCUGAUGGUGUCGUCAUUGGCAUUGAUCGUAAGUCUGGAAAGCCUCUGCAGAGUCACGCAAAAGCGCCGUACAUGGCGACAUUCCGCAUCCAGAAGAACAAGGGCGGCGUGUCUGAGGUGGACGAGAUGAUGGAUGAGAAGGAUGGAGGGGACCAUGGAACUCCCGAGAAGACGGUCGAGGUCUGGCAGUCGGCCAUUUUCAAGGUUGGUGAUGAUUGUCGACAGGAUGUGCUGGCAUUGCAGAUGAUUGCUGCAUUCCGAGGCAUCUUCCAUGACGUCGGCCUUGAUGUCUACGUCUUCCCUUACCGAGUCACUGCCACAGCUCCUGGCUGCGGUGUCAUUGACGUACUACCCAACUCGAUUUCGCGAGAUAUGCUUGGUCGUGAGGCCGUCAAUGGUCUAUACGACUAUUUCAUCUCCAAGUACGGCAACGAGAACUCGCUUCGAUUCCAACGUGCCCGCAGUAACUUUGUCAAGUCGAUGGCUGCCUACUCAGUCAUCUCAUACCUGCUGCAGUUCAAGGAUCGACAUAACGGUAAUAUCAUGAUUGAUGACGCCGGUCACAUCCUCCACAUUGACUUUGGCUUCUGUUUCGAUAUCGCUCCCGGAGGCAUCAAGUUCGAGCGCGCGCCCUUCAAGCUCACAACUGAGAUGGUUGCCGUCAUGGGCGGUUCAAUGGAGCAUCAAAGCUUUAAAGCCUUCGAGGAGCUCUGUGUGAAGGCAUUCCUUGCCAGUCGUCAGUACUGCGAGAAGCUGAGCCAGAUCGUCUCGCUCAUGAUGGACAGCGGCUUGCCCUGCUUCAAGCCAGAGAGUGUCAAGCACUUCCGCGAGCGGUUCGUUCUUGACAAGAGUGAGCGUGAUGCCGCCAACUUCAUGAAACAUCUUAUCAAGACCAGUUACUCGAGCCACAGCACGGGUAUCUAUGAUCAGUUCCAGUUGCUGACAAACGGCAUUCCUUAUUAG